Molecule: messenger RNA, 1644 nt
Organism: Protopterus annectens (West African lungfish)
Lineage: Eukaryota; Metazoa; Chordata; Ceratodontiformes; Protopteridae
Product: P2X purinoceptor 7-like
Exons: 2
Coding region: 764-1330 (188 amino acids)
Source: RefSeq, a predicted model, not a curated record
CUCUCUCUGACUUUGCAAAUGCAUCAAUAAUGACCUGUGUUAAUUAUUCCGCACUUCCGUGACUCGUACGCCUAGUAUCCGUCUCAUUGUUUUUUAACUCCGGCAACAUGUAUGUUCCCACUGGUAUGGUCAAUGUCUGACUGAAGGUAAUCUUCAUGCAAUGUACUAGUAUGAGUCUCCUUGCAGUGAGAAGUAUUUAUCCGGAUAAUACAUCGGAUAGUCUUCAGGCCUCUAAUUCUGUGGAUUGUUAGGGCAGCACAAUUUUUUUUUAUUUUUUAAUUUUUUAAUAUACAUUUGGUGACCGGGAGUGUGCAACUGGAAGUAGGUCCAUUUUCAGCGGAGGCCCGGGGAGAAAAACUCCACAGUUAAAGCAUACAGACAGUAGUUACAUUGGAUUUACAUAGCGACUAACAAUUUGGUUAACAUAGCAAUUAAUUACAAACAUAGUUGUAGAUGAACAUAGUACAUCAUUAGACAACUAGAGGUUGCAGACAGUAUUUGUGUGUGAGGGUUUAUAACGGUUACAGUAUAACUGCUGCAGAAGCUAUGGACUUGCAUAUGGGGUGUAUGAUUCAUCAAAAUGAGUUCCUUGGGUUGGCAUAGGAUUGCCUGGUCUCAACAGUGUCAUAACACCUGUAAGUUUUCUUGAGUUAAAACAGGACCUAAUACUGUUCAAGUGCAUGACAGCUUUCUAAUGUUUGUAGUGGUAACAUUGCAGUAGUGUUGCAUUGUUUCAGUUGCCAAACGUGGACUUUGAGAAAGGAUGGCCUCCCAGCAGAAGUCGCGUACCAUUGUGCCAUACAGCUUCGAGCCAGUAUAUACCGAUGGUCAGCGUCCACCUAAACGAGCACGCAGAUGCAGCAGUAGCAGUGAGGAGGAUGAUGCUUGUGUGACCGCAGAUGAAGACAUGAAAUGGUGCACAUGCCAGCUCUGCAUACCAAUGAGUACUGCACGUGAAUGUUACUGCUGUGCAUCAUCGACCCGUGCCAAAGCCAAAAUCAUUGAAAUUCAGCCACCACCACAUUGCAUUACUGCACAUCCACUAUUUGAAAGUACUUGCCUAACGACACAUAUGCUACACAUCCUUAUGCGAGCCAUGUACUACUUCAAAGGUCAUUUUCAACGUACACAGUGGACAAACAGAGUAUACAGAUUCGUUGCCUACCGAGCAUAUGUGCUAUGGAUGUACGAUAAUAAAAAACUUGGUUAUGGUCAUCGAGUGGUCAUCCCCUCAUGUGUUGUGAACAGUAUACGUCAAAGAUUCCCCUCGGAGGAAAAUGAUUAUGUUGGCUUUCAGGCUUUUGAAGGUUUUUGGGAGUUUACAGAGUAGCACUUGAAGAUUACUGUCAAGUUGUUGAAGCUGUCAGAAGCUGGAAAAAAUAAUAAUUAUGCAUUGUGUGGAUUGUGUAGUGUGCAAUUUAUGUAGUACAUGGUGGAUUUCUAUUGAUGUAUUAACCAACUGAAUUAACUGUAACACUAUGUUGUGGAUCAUAAUGGUUGAUGUAUAAAACAAUUACAUAUGUAAUGGCCAUAACUGCGAAUGAAAAUUUACAAUUUACAUAGAAAAUUUGUUUUUUAGUAUGUCACAUAUUUACUUAAAUAGUGUUAAUAAAUUGGAUGUAAACCUUUAUCCUUGUCAGUUUA